UCUCUAUAUAUACAAGAAUAUAUACUGCAGUGUGUGUGUGUAUAUAUAGUUGAUUUGGGGGGUGGGGGGGAUUGAGAUGAAUCGAAUGUGAUGGGAGGAGGGUUUUCGCAUCUGUUUCCGUGUGUUAACCCGGCGGCGAACCGGGAUGAGCCGGAGGUUGUAUUCACCGCCGGCGAGCCACUGGACGAGACGCUCGGCCACUCAUUCUGCUACGUUCGGUCUUCAGCUCGGUUUGUGUCGCCUCCCCACUCCGAUCGGUUUGUUUCGCCUUCGCAGUCGCUCCGGUUCGACGAGCCAGGUCAGCAGAAAUCCAGACCGGGCGGCGGUCCAAUGGAGACCGGUUUUCGCGCCAUUUCCGGUGCGUCGGUGAGUGCCAACACCUCCACUCCCAGAACUGUGCUUCAGGUUGAUGAUUUUUGCGACGAUGCCGCCGGUAUUGACGGUAGCGCUUUGGGUUUUAGUGGCGCUACUGGAGUGAGGGGCAGUGUUGUGAAUGGGUUUGAGAGUACGUCGUCGUUUUGCGCCUUGCCUCUCCAGCCUAUUCCUCGCGGCGGCGGAGAACGGUCGGGUCCGAUGGAGAGAGCAUUCUUCAUGUCAGGACCGAUCGAGCGGGGAGCCCUAUCUGGGCCGCUGGACGGGCCCACCGGGUCGGACGCCGCCGCUGGAAAUAGUGUUCCAUUUUCGGCGCCGCUGGGAGGUGUUUAUGUCAAAAAGAAGAGGAGGAGGGGCAUUUCGGGAAUUCGAAAGGCCCUGUACCGGAACUUCCCGGAGAAGAAAAGGCCGUGGGUGUUACCGGUUAGGCAUUUCGGUAGCCAUAAGGAUGCCCCGCCACCUUCAAACUGCGGGCGCGAAUCGGAAAUGAGCUGUGAUAGCAACAUUCAAUGGGCUUUAGGAAAAGCCGGUGAAGAUCGAGUACAUGUGGUUGUAUCAGAAGAGCAUGGAUGGCUAUUUGUCGGAAUUUAUGAUGGAUUCAAUGGGCCAGACGCCCCUGAAUUCCUUAUGAGUAAUCUGUACAAAGCAAUGUAUAAAAAACUAGAGGGUUUGUUUUGGGAUAGUGAAGAGACUAGUAGGCAAGAAGAAGUAGGUGAAAGUGUAGAAAAUGAUGUGAUUGCAGAGAAUUCAGGCAUCCAAAAUACAAAUUCAUCACAUGAAGCAACAGAUGGGGAGGUUAGGGAAGUUGAAGGUGUAAAUGGUGGUAACUUUCAGCAGCUUGAUAGAGGAUCCACAAAGAAGGUGACAUUUUGUUCGGGGGAGAUUGAGGUUAGGAGGAGGAGAAGAUUAUGGGAGUAUUUGGCAGAAGACGAUCCGGAAGAUGGUCUUGAUCUUUCAGGUUCAGAUAGAUUUGCAUUUUCUGUAGAGGAUGCCUUAAGUGUGAACAAUGCAGGUCCUGCAGUGAGAAGAUCACUGCUGUUGUCAAAAUUGAAACAAGGAUUGUUGAGUAAACACAGGGAGAGUAGGAGAUUGUUUCCAUGGAGAUUUGGGUUGAAAGGUAAGGAGAAAGUUGAGGUGGAGGAGAAUAGAGUGGAAGAGGAAAGGACUAUUGGAAACGGGAGUAGACGCAAAGUGGGUCCAGUAGACCAUGAGUUAGUUCUGAGAGCAAUGUCAGGGGCUCUUGAAAUAACUGAGCUUGCUUACUUGGAUAUGACGGAUAAGCUUCUUGAUCGAUGUCCAGAGCUUGCGCUGAUGGGUUCGUGUUUGUUGGUUGCUUUGAUGCGAGAUGAAGAUGUUUAUGUGAUGAAUGUGGGAGAUAGUCGAGCUAUAGUAGCAAAGUAUGAGCCUGAAGAGGUUACUUCUAGUUCAAAUGCAACGGUUCUAGGUAAUGAUGGGUUAGCUGUGGCCGGUAUAGCUGAAGAGUUGAAAGGUUGCAUUCAGGUUGAUGAUAAGGUGUCAAAUGUGGUACCUGUUCACGAUAGGAGGUUGACUGCAUUGCAAUUGUCCACUGAUCAUAGCACAAGCAUUGAAGAAGAAGUUAUCAGAAUCAAGAAUGAGCAUCCAGAUGACAGUAACUGUAUUGUGAAUGAUAGAGUCAAAGGACGCCUAAAGGUCACCCGUGCAUUUGGGGCAGGCUUCCUGAAACAGCGUAAGUUGAAUGACGCAUUAUUGGAAAUGUUUCGCAAUGAGUAUAUUGGCAACACGCCUUACAUAUCUUGUACACCUUCUUUACGUCACCAUAGACUCUGUCCUGGAGAUCAAUUUUUGGUGCUCUCCUCUGAUGGCUUAUAUCAAUACUUCAGCAAUGAGGAGGUUGUUUCCCAUGUUGAGAAUUUCAUGGAGAAAUUUCCCGAUGGAGAUCCUGCACAGCACCUGAUUGAGGAGCUUUUGUUCCGCGCAGCCAAGAAAGCUGGAAUGGAUUUACAUGAAUUGCUCGACAUCCCAACAGGAGACCGAAGGAAGUACCAUGACGAUGUAACUGUUAUGGUAAUAUCACUUGAAGGAAGAAUUUGGAAAUCAUCAGGAAAAUACCUUUGAAUUCUUCCAACAGAAGAAAUCCAAUCCCUGCAGGCUGCAGCAAUCGCUGCAGGUUGAUAUUCAGGAAUCGGGUCAAAACACAGUGAAAUUCAAUCGCGAUCUGGUUUCACAUCUCAACAAGGAUUGUUUUAAGUCCUACCCUUGAGCAAGCUAAAGCAUGCAAUGCCAGACUGAAACCAAGGCUUAUUGAGAACCGGUUUUUGGAUGAGGGUAUAAAUUUUGUAGCUGGGACUAUCCUAUCCUGGAUGUGCUCUUAGACAAGAAAACUGACUCUUCUUUUCCUCUUCCUUUCUAGAUUUUCCAUAGGCAUAGCAUCUUUUUUUCAUUCAUUUGUAUUUUGUUCUUUUCCUCUUUUGCUUAGGGCAAGAGAAGUGCUUGUAAUCAGAUUGGGGGGUGAUGGGGUUUGGCUUAGUUACAGUCUUACAGAGCUCUAUACUAGACUCCAUUUUCAGAGGAGAAAAAACUAUUGAAACCCAUUGUAAAAAUUCUUGUUACAACUGGGAGAGUGAAAAGAAGCACCAAUUUUCUG
Molecule: messenger RNA, 2998 nt
Organism: Ipomoea nil (Japanese morning glory)
Lineage: Eukaryota; Viridiplantae; Streptophyta; Magnoliopsida; Solanales; Convolvulaceae
Product: protein phosphatase 2C 29-like
Exons: 4
Coding region: 91-2469 (792 amino acids)
Biological process (GO): protein dephosphorylation
Molecular function (GO): protein serine/threonine phosphatase activity
Source: RefSeq, a predicted model, not a curated record